GGUUUUCACUUUUUCUCCUGUUUCAGCCUCCUCCUUCAGAUCUGACUCCAAAUAGACUCUCCUCUCUCUCCUCCUUCAGAUCUGAUUCCAAGUUGAUUCUAGGGCUCGGGUUUUCGCUGUUCUCCCUCGAAGCUGGUCGUUCACUCGUCCCUCGAAGCUCGUCGUCCCUCGAAUCUCGUCGCCGACUCCUCCCGUCGCCGACUCCUCCCUCGAAGCUCGUCAUCCCUUGAAGCUCGUCGUCCCUCGAAGAUCGUAGUUUACUCCUCCCUCGACUGUCCCUCUCGAGUCAUCAAAAUAUAAUUUUGCACAAGAUCUGAUCUCAUCCCUUGCGGAUCUGUAAUUUCAAUCGGCUUCAUUUAAUCGUCAGAGAGGAGAUGGGGUACUCUGGGUCGGAAUCGGAUGAGAGCGAUUUAGAGGUCAAGUCUCGAGCGAUUGACGAGGACAAGGCGAAAGUGGAAGAGGAAGCGGAGGAGGAAUUGAGGUUGAAUAUAAAGGAAGAGUUUGACGAGUUCAGAUUGCCUACAGAAGAGGAACUCGAAGAAGAGGCACAUCAACCUCCGAACCUCUCAAAACUCCAGCGCAGAAUAAAAGAGAUUGUUAAUGUGCUCUCAAAUUUCAAAAAAUUGAGACAUGAUGGUGCUUCACAGAAGGAUUACGUGGAGCAGCUAAAGGUGGACCUGGGUUCUUAUUAUGGCUACAAUGAUUUUCUCAUUGGGGCUCUUGUUGAGAUGUUUCCAGCUGCGGAGCUUGUUGAACUCCUGGAAGCUAUGGAGAAGAGUCGACCUGAAUGCUUGCGAACAAACACUUUAAAGACUCGGAGAAGGGAUCUGGCUGGCGUCCUGAUAAAUAGAGGAGUUAACCUUGAUCCUAUAGGCAAGUGGUCAAAGGUUGGGUUAGUGGUGUAUGAGUCCCAAGUUCCUAUUGGUGCAACCCCUGAGUAUAUGGCUGGGCAUUACAUGCUGCAAGGUGCAAGCUCUUUCAUACCUGUGAUGGCACUUGCUCCGCAGGAGAAGGAGCGGAUUGUCGAUAUGGCGUCUGCUCCAGGUGGAAAAACGACAUAUAUCGCUGCUCUUAUGAAAAAUACUGGUAUAAUUUAUGCAAAUGAAUUUAAGGAACCAAGGCUCAAGUCACUAACUGCAAAUAUUCAUCGGAUGGGCGUGACAAAUACUGUAAUAUGCAACUAUGAUGGGAAGGAGCUACCUAAAGUCCUGGGAUUAAAUUCUGUUGAUAGAGUAUUGCUGGAUGCUCCCUGCAGUGGUACUGGGACUAUAUGGAAAGAUCAAAAUGUUAAAACCUCAAAGACCCUUGAGGAUUUACAGAACUGUGCUUUUGUUCAAAAGCAACUUAUUUUAGCAGCAAUCGACUUGGUAGAUGCUAAUUCUAAAUCUGGAGGAUACAUAGUUUACUCAACAUGCUCCAUGAUGAUCCCUGAGAAUGAGGCAAUUAUUGAUUAUGCUCUAAAGAAGAGAGAUGUAAAGCUUGUGCCAUGUGGUCUAGAUUUUGGUCGCCCAGGGUUUAUACGCUAUAGAGAGCACCGAUUCCAUCCCUCCUUGGAAAAAACAAGGAGGUUUUAUCCCCAUGUAAAUAACAUGGAUGGAUUUUUUGUUGCUAAGCUAAAGAAGAUGAGCAAUACCAAACCGGUGGUAUCUGAACCUUCUAAACGAGCAGAAAAGACGGAGCAAGCAGAAGCUAUUGAUGACACUGUGGAUGCUCAAACAAACAUCCCAAUUGUAAAAGUUAAAAAGAUGGAACUCGAGAAAAAGGAUGGCAGAAAGGAAAAUAUCAAGGGCGCCACAAAAGAGGAAGGGAAGUUGGAGAAGCAAAGCAAAUCAAAACAAGCAGGAACUAAGUCCUUUGUUCCACUGAAAAAGAGACAAGUGGCAGUCGUUGAUGAUGGUGAGAAGGGUGAAAGUAUCACAAAUGAGAAAUUUAACAAGUAUAAAUUUUGGGAAAAACGUAAGAAAUUGAAGAAUAAUGCGACUAAGAAGAAUGGGAAAGUGAUACCUUCAUCAACAGUCAGAACGAAGAAGAAAAGGAAGUUACCUUCAAAGGAGGAAAUUUCACAAGCUAGGGAAGAGAAAAGGAAAGCCUUGAAGAAGAGAAAGAUUUGAGCAGCAGUAUAAAGUAAGGAUUCAUCCUAGGGCUAUUGCAAGUGCUCGAUGAUCAACUGCUGCUCAAUUUGCAGUCUGUCAGCCGAAUGCUUGGACCUGCAGAUUGCUGCAGUAGGAUGAAUGUAUUCUUUCACAGUGGUGAUUAAUGCGCCUGUUGCAAUUUUGGUCGUGGUUAGUAUUAUUUGUAACACUAUAAUCAUGUAAUGCUGGAAGGACGAUUCUUAAAGUUUCUGAUUCUUUGUUUGCACUUACUAAUGUAAUGCUGAAAAGAUGAUUCUUUAAGCUUGUCAUCUUCGUUUUCUUGUCGAGACGAAGAAAUGAGGGAAGGAAAGCAAGAGGUUGCUUAGGUUA
Messenger RNA from Asparagus officinalis (garden asparagus), 2462 nucleotides. Its product is annotated as probable 28S rRNA (cytosine(4447)-C(5))-methyltransferase. The transcript is spliced from 19 exons. Lineage: Eukaryota; Viridiplantae; Streptophyta; Magnoliopsida; Asparagales; Asparagaceae. Bases 375 to 2111 code for a protein of 578 amino acids. Gene Ontology annotation, cellular component: nucleolus. The record is from RefSeq and is a predicted model, not a curated record. Gene Ontology annotation, molecular function: RNA binding; rRNA (cytosine-C5-)-methyltransferase activity. Gene Ontology annotation, biological process: maturation of LSU-rRNA; rRNA base methylation.